This is a messenger RNA of Protopolystoma xenopodis, 216 nucleotides long. The record is from the annotation of a GenBank genome assembly. Lineage: Eukaryota; Metazoa; Platyhelminthes; Monogenea; Polystomatidea; Polystomatidae.
AUGGUCCAGGCCGGCGGGACAGCUGGUGCCGUCCUUGCCAUCAACCUGGUCAACCAAGUCUCUUCUGGAGCCUCGUCAUAUGAGUUGAGUGUGGACAACGCCAUUGCCAUCGUCAGAGAGAUGGGAACAGCCACUUUUUGUGCUUGUGUGUGCUUGCAGCCAAGCUUGCAAAUCGGACCCUUCUUAAAUGGGAAAAUGUCUGGUCGUUUAAGAUGA